UCUAGUGGACGGUUCUUCAGAAACAGCUCGUCAACCACCUCCGUAGCUUGCUAGACGACAUAGCCGAAAGAUUCAAGCUAUUUAUACGCUUUCGGUGUAUAUUUCAUGCUGUGUUUUAGACACACUUCUAUCGUAUCUACGUGUAAACCUAUUUAAUAUAAUAUUGCGAUAUUUUGGAUUAGUCAGCUAUAGUAGCUGGCUGGUUAAGUUAACCCUAGCCUAGUCGCUAAUGAUAGCUAGCUAGCUAACAUCCCCGAACAUGAGCUCCCUAAACUACUCCCCCCCUGUUAAAGAAGAGGAGGUCUGUUGGACGGAGGAAGAAGCUCUGGCGCUGAACAUUGUCGUGAAAGAGGAGAAGAAAGAGGAGGAUGUCACAGUAAAACAAGAAGUAGAUGGUGAGACUGUGAAAGAAGAAGCGAAAGGCGUUUCAGUGAAAGAAGAGGAAGACCCGUUCAGAGUGAAAGAGGAGGAGGAUGUUACAAUAAAAGAAGAGGAUGUAGUUUUUGCAGUGAAGGAAGGGGAGAUUACUGUCACAUUGAAAGAUGAAGAGGAGGAGAAAGGAGAUAUGAUUAACACCAGAGAGAGAGGUGACUAUCGUGGAUCCUCUGGGGAGCCUCAACAACCUCAUGAUGCUGACGAGGCAGAGAAGAGUCUCUGCAGAUCAGGACACCCCAAGAAAAACCAGCAGAGACCCAAAGGAAAGAAAACUCACCGCUGCUCUGACUGUGGGAAGAGUUUUGUUUUCUCAGGACAAUUAAAAUCACACCAGAGAACACACACAGGAGAGAAAUCAUAUAGCUGUGAUCAAUGUGGGAAGAGUUUUACUACAUUUAACAAUCUGAUGAUACACCAGAGAACACACACAGGAGAGAAACCUUAUAGCUGUGAUCAAUGUGGGAAUAGUUUUGUUUCAUCUGGCCUUCUGACUGUACAUCAGAGAAUACAUACAGGAGAGAAACCAUAUAGCUGUACUCAAUGUGGGAAGAGUUUUACUCAGCUAAGCAACCUGAUUUCACACCAAAGAAUACACACAGGAGAGAAACCGUAUAGAUGUAUUCAAUGUGGGAAGAGUUUUACUCAGUCAACCAGCCUGAUAUCACACCAGAGAACACACACAGGAGAGAAACCUUAUAGCUGCGAUGAAUGUGGAAAGAGUUUUGCUACAUCUAGCAAUCUAACACUACACCAGAGAACACACACAGGAGAGAAACCUUUUAGCUGUGAUGAAUGUGGGAAGAGUUUUACUACAUCUAGCAAACUGACUCUACACUACAGAACACACACAGGAGAGAAACCUUUUAGCUGUUCUCAAUGUGACAAGAGAUACUAUGAUAAAUGUUCUCUGAUUACCCAUCAGAAAAUACAUGCAUGAAGGUGUCAAUGAAAUUAUGUCACAAUGUUGAAUGUUUAACAAUGUAGAAUGAGUAUUUUAAUGAUGUCACAAUGUAGAACCCUAAACGUUUGCCCCCUGUUAUAUUGAUUUCAACAUGAUAUGGAUAUUAGCCUCAGGGGGAAAAUCCAGGCUCUGAAUUGGAAGAGUACUAUUUAUAUGAUUUAACAAAAAGUGAGUAACAAAAAAGUGCUGUCUUACACCUAUACACAUGGACGCAGUAUAAUAAAUUGGUCUGUAAUCAAUUUUAUUCACAUUCUUACAUCACUCCAGUAUUUCUUUGCGACUUUCAAACAUCCCACUGUCGAAGAUGCAUGUCUCAAAUCACCUCAUAUUUCAAACAUUCAGCCUGACAAAAGAUACAUGUUUUAUUAUUCCAUGCCUCACAAUUAAAUUAAUUAUUGCCAAUACAUAUUAACAAAGGUACAUUUGGUUUUCAUAUUUACAUUUAGUAAUAAUAAUUAUUUAUGCAACCAACUGACAAUUUUU
This is a messenger RNA of Oncorhynchus gorbuscha (pink salmon), 1879 nucleotides long. RefSeq names its product gastrula zinc finger protein XlCGF17.1-like. The transcript is spliced from 2 exons. The coding region runs from base 260 to 1372 and encodes 370 amino acids. Gene Ontology annotation, biological process: regulation of transcription by RNA polymerase II. Lineage: Eukaryota; Metazoa; Chordata; Actinopteri; Salmoniformes; Salmonidae. Gene Ontology annotation, molecular function: RNA polymerase II cis-regulatory region sequence-specific DNA binding; DNA-binding transcription factor activity, RNA polymerase II-specific. The record is from RefSeq and is a predicted model, not a curated record.